Molecule: messenger RNA, 315 nt
Organism: Psylliodes chrysocephalus
Lineage: Eukaryota; Metazoa; Arthropoda; Insecta; Coleoptera; Chrysomelidae
Source: the annotation of a GenBank genome assembly
AUGAUACGUAUUAUCGUAGACAACUUUCCUUCUACAUGUUCAACAUACACGUCCUUUCGACCUCUGAAGCUCUAUUCUUAUACUUAUACUGAAGUUGCAGGAAAAAAGGGUGCUGAUGAUGUUGCUUCACUACUAUGGGAUUAUAUUUUUAACUAUCUGUAUUUUGAUGUGAAGGAGCUUACAAUAUUUUGUGAUUCAUGCUGUGGACAAAAUAAAAACUUCACAGUGUUCAGAAUGUUACAUUAUAUUAUUCAUUUUGUUAAAAGAUUUAAGAAAAUCAGUGAUUUUUCCUAUCCGCGGACAUUCGUAUCUUGA